This is a messenger RNA of Cryptosporidium muris RN66, 1062 nucleotides long. RefSeq lists its product as uncharacterized. Bases 1 to 1062 code for a protein of 353 amino acids. The transcript has a single exon. Lineage: Eukaryota; Apicomplexa; Conoidasida; Eucoccidiorida; Cryptosporidiidae. The record is from RefSeq and is a predicted model, not a curated record.
AUGCCUCAUAACACUCCAUAUGCUUCUCAAAAAAGGAAUUCCUUGAUAUCUACUUCGGUCAAGGCAAAAUUAGUACCUUAUAUAUCUAAUUACUACUCAUUACUGAACGAUUCACCGAAAUCUUUGAGUGAGCUACAUAGCAAUGAAAAAGUUAUUUUAAGAUGGCAACUUCCUCAGCAACUUUUUGGGAAAUCUUUAAAACCUCAUGGAUCAACAUUAACAGAUGAUAAUAUGUUAUACAUAAGAAGUUUUGGGUAUCAAUCUGUGUUAAAUCUUUUUUGCUGUCUACCUACAAUUAGUUGCAACAUACCCGUAGAAAUAUUCGACAUUCAUCAAGUAACAUCUGAAUUAUAUAUUGUAACUAUUCAUGGAACAAUUAUAAAUAAUGGUAAUAAUUACCCAUUCUUUCAGAUUUUUCAUAUCAUGGACCUUGACAGGGGUUUUACAAUUAUGAACAAUAUAUUUUUCGUUUAUAACAAGGUCUUUGAAUCUUUAGAAAAAAAAUUAGCUCGGAAUGAUAAUAAUAAUACUGAGGAUAAUGGGCAGAUAGAGAGUUUAGAUUUAUCAAAUAAUAUAACUAACAAAGAUGUGCAUAAUACAGAAGGUGAUGGAGGUUCAGUAACACGAACAUUUCCUACAUAUCAAGACCAGAAAUUAAAAAAAGUAAAACCUCAAAUAAGAAUUAUUAUAACUGCUCCGAAUAGUACAAUUACUGAUAAGGAUAUUACAACAGCUAUAAAUAAUCAACUUAAAAGUGUAAAUGAUGGAUAUGCUAUUGCAGUCCACAGAAAUCAUAAGAAUAUAAUUGUUCAAGUAGACUCAACUCAAUCUUCUGAAAUUCUUUGCCAACGUGGAAUCUACAUACAAGGUGUAAAAUAUAAGGUUACUUUUGUUAAUACACACUUAAAGAAGCAUGCUAACCAUAAGCACUCACAAGCUAAAUCUUAUUCUAAGGAAUUAAAUAACACAGUCAAACAAGAAGCUAGUAAAGCUAAUGAGGAUAAUGAUGGAUGGAUUACAGUAAGAGGUACAAGUAAAUCUAGAAAAAGUAGUAAUUGUUAA